Messenger RNA from Mobula hypostoma (lesser devil ray), 5464 nucleotides. RefSeq names its product YES proto-oncogene 1, Src family tyrosine kinase (gene yes1). Gene Ontology annotation, cellular component: extrinsic component of cytoplasmic side of plasma membrane. Gene Ontology annotation, molecular function: signaling receptor binding; ATP binding; non-membrane spanning protein tyrosine kinase activity. The coding region runs from base 442 to 2067 and encodes 541 amino acids. The record is from RefSeq and is a predicted model, not a curated record. The transcript is spliced from 13 exons. Lineage: Eukaryota; Metazoa; Chordata; Chondrichthyes; Myliobatiformes; Myliobatidae. Gene Ontology annotation, biological process: innate immune response; protein phosphorylation; cell surface receptor protein tyrosine kinase signaling pathway.
AGAGGGCGGUUUUCUUGUCCUUGCCCUUGCAGGUGACGCCAUCUUGGCUUCCUCCGAGCGGAGAAGCGGCGUUUACAGUCCGGGCGGUGCCAGUCCGAGAAUGAUGUAGUUUCGAGGCCCGGAGCUCGGUGUGUAAUUCAAGUUCUGGGCCUCGGCUAGGUGACGACUCUACCUGACUGCGUGGGGCUGGCGAGGAGGAAAACAAUGCCCGGCAGUGCCGCGCACUGAGUCCGCUCCCGUCCUGGCCGGGCGCCGAUCCCCGGUGAGACCCCACUUGGCCCUCGGGCGACUGCCCGCCACCCUUGAAGCGAUGCGGCUGUGAGCAGACGUCGAACGCCCGAGCUGAGAGAAGGUCCAGCAAGUAUCCUGACAGCAGGAAUAUGGACUUCUCUACCUAUUACCUAGAGUCAUUUGCUGAAUGUCAGUAAUUCAGCUUCAGUUAUGGGUUGCAUAAAGAGCAAGGAGGACAAAGAGCCAGCUAUGAAGUAUAAACCAGGCGACGCUGCUGGAACUGUUGCUGCAAAUAUUACUCAGUAUGGUCCUGAUCCCACCCAAAUGACACAAUCACCAGCAUUAAAGGGACAAUCUGGGAACUUCAACAAACAUUCCAUAACACCGUUUGGUGGAUCAGCUGGAAUGGCACCAUUUGGAGGUGCUUCUUCAUCAUUUACUGUUGUUCCCACCCAAUACACAAGUGGUGUUACAGGUGGUGUAACAAUUUUUGUGGCUUUGUAUGAUUAUGAAGCAAGAACAACAGAAGAUCUGUCUUUUAAAAAGGGUGAAAGAUUUCAGAUCAUAAACAAUACAGAAGGUGACUGGUGGGAAGCCCGAUCUAUCACUACAGGAAAGAAAGGCUACAUUCCUAGUAAUUAUGUGGCUCCUGCUGACUCCAUCCAAGCAGAAGAAUGGUAUUUUGGUAAAAUGGGCCGCAAGGAUGCUGAGCGAUUGCUAUUACAUGCAGGAAAUCCACGUGGCACAUUCUUGGUUCGAGAGAGUGAAACCACGAAAGGUGCGUAUUCCCUUUCAAUAAGGGAUUGGGAUGAAGUAAAAGCUGAUAAUGUCAAACACUACAAGAUUAGAAAACUCGACAGUGGUGGUUAUUAUAUUACAACGAGAGCACAGUUCGAGUCACUACAGAAGCUGGUGAAACACUACACAGAUCAUGCAGAUGGCUUAUGCCAUAGAUUAACUACUGUGUGUCCUACUGUGAAACCACAAACCCAGGGACUAGCUAAAGAUGCAUGGGAAAUUCCUCGGGAUUCCUUGCGUCUGGAAGUUAAACUUGGACAAGGUUGUUUUGGUGAAGUUUGGAUGGGAACGUGGAAUGGUACCACAAAAGUGGCAAUUAAAACACUAAAACCUGGUACCAUGUCUCCAGAAGCAUUUUUGCAGGAAGCUCAAAUUAUGAAGAAGUUACGUCAUGAUAAACUCGUACCACUGUAUGCUGUUGUUUCAGAAGAGCCAAUUUACAUUGUAACAGAAUACAUGGCUAAAGGGAGUUUAUUGGAUUUUGUAAAGGAAGGCGAUGGGAAGUCCCUGAAACUUCCGCAACUUGUUGAUAUGGCUGCACAGAUUGCUGAUGGCAUGGCGUAUAUUGAACGAAUGAACUACAUCCACAGAGACCUAAGAGCAGCCAACAUCCUUGUGGGUGACAAUCUUGUAUGUAAAAUAGCGGAUUUUGGCUUGGCACGGUUGAUUGAAGACAAUGAAUAUACAGCAAGACAAGGAGCUAAAUUUCCUAUCAAAUGGACAGCUCCAGAGGCUGCUUUAUAUGGACGGUUUACUAUCAAAUCUGAUGUGUGGUCGUUUGGAAUUCUGCUGAUAGAGCUGGUUACAAAGGGAAGAGUACCAUAUCCAGGUAUGGUGAAUAGGGAAGUUUUGGAGCAGGUAGAGCGAGGCUACAGAAUGCCUUGUCCUCAGGGAUGUCCAGAGUCUCUGCACGAGCUCAUGAAACAGUGUUGGAAGAAGGAUCCUGAUGAAAGACCAACAUUUGAAUACAUACAAUCCUUCCUAGAAGAUUACUUUACUGCUACAGAACCCCAGUAUCAACCUGGAGAUAAUCUAUAAGCCAAGUCAACUGCAGUAGGCUGUUGGUCUGCCAAGAUUGUAGGUGUCUUGCUUCUUGACACAAUCAACACUAAUAGCCCAUUUGGAAUGCCACUAUGCAGUUGCACAGAACCACUUUUUGUUUCUUGAACAUGUAUCAUCAUUUGCCAUUUCACUUCAGGGUACUAAGGAAUUUUUUAUGAACACUAAUUGUUUUUAGCCCAUGUUUUUAAAUGUGAAGAGAUACAAUCAUGUAAAACACUAAUCUAAAUAUUAACUAAAAUCCACUAUUUUUGAAAAGGAGUAAAUUUUCAAUGUCUGAUAAGCCUCUUUGGGUUAAGUUUACCCAGGAUUUUUUUAAAUAUAGGGUGCGUGCAGGAGUUGAUCUAGUUUGGCAGACCUCAGUAAUCAGAUGACUGUAAGCAUGAGUAUUGCACUGUGUUCAAUACUUCUACUGAUGUAACUGGAAAUACAGCAUGAGAUUUUAAAUUUUAUACAUAGUUUGAGUUUAAUUCAGAAAUGCAGGAAAAUAAUGAACACAUUUUGUAACUAUGAACUAAACUACAAUCUUUUAAACUUGAAAUCAUGUAAUAUUAGCUUGGAAGUAGGUUUGGGGUGCUUUUUGAUUUUUGGCAAAAGUUGGUUUCUAAAGAAUAAAUUUCCUUUAGUGACUGUAAAAGGCUUGGUAUUUAUGAUAUCGCUAUUUUGCUAAAGAAAAUUAGAAAUCAUAAGCAAGGAAAGUAAGCAUAACUUGAAGCUUCAGACAUAUCAAGCAAUAAUUGACGCAGUGUUAUUGCUGCAAUGUGAUAUUGACCAAGGUAGAAAUGUCUAUCAUGUGUGAACAGCAACACUAAGUUUAUUAAGGAUAAAUAAAAAAAUGCUAGAACUACUUAGCAUUUCAGUAAGGUUAAUAUAUACUGUGGGAAGAAUGCUGAAAUUUAGUCAUGACCUUAUCAGCACUGAAGCACAAUUCCUUGAAGGUGGGCAAAUAGCAUAUUCUGCGUAGUCUAAUUUCCAAAUGUUUACAGAACUUGUUCCAUCCAUGGAAAUUUUUUCUACGGAGCAUAUCUUCUUAAUUAGUGCCAUCAAUAGUACAUUUUUCCUUCAAUAUAUUUUGUGAUAGUUUUAAAUCUGUAUGAAAUCAUAGAAUCUAAUUUUUGUUCAUAACCUUUUUGAAAAUAGCCAAGCCUGGAUGUUUGUUUUCUGUACUAAUUUCAGAUUUCCUUUGGCAGAAAGCUUUCUAGUGAUUAUUUUCAUUAAUGGACAGAAUCAUUCCUGUAACAAUUGUUCAGUAAAUAAACACAAAUUUGUGUUACCACUUUGCUAAAAGAGGAAAAGUGGCUUGUUUUGACUUAUUUCCCAGUUAUCUUUUUGAUUUCCUGUACCCUCAAACAAAAUAUAAUGCAAUACAUGAUUUUCUAUUCUGUUUCAUUUAUAGUGUGCACUUGUAAAAUCUGCUUAAUUGAUUUUCCAUCUCUUAAAGCAAUUUCCAAAUUUGUGGGGAAAUAUGCUCAAAGGAUUUUUCUGAAACUGCCAUACUCAUAAUUUUCUGUGCAUGAAUAUAUAUUCCUAGGUUUUGAAGUAUUGCCAUCAAAAGAUAGGAGUUGUGCAGCUGGUGGUGAAGAGGGAAAAGAAUAUGGAAUCAUAAAAUCAACUCCAUAACCACUGUGGUAUAAUGUAAAAGGUGUAUUUUCAUGCAUUGCAUGUAAAUCCACCUUUUUGCAAUAUUUAAGAAAACCAUGUUUUUAUUUUGAAAAUUGUCCUUGCAAAUUAAUCAGUACUGUUUUUUUUUACAGGGUAGACUUGAAUUGAAGCUUUUGUAAAAAUGUGGACUUUGGCUAACAUUCAACACGAUUGUGUGUUGGUUGUAGUUUGGGUAUUAGCUCCUCAUGUUAGACUUAGACUGUUCAGGUGAAAGAUACCCUUAGUAAGAGUGGCUCUACAGUACAGUUAUCUCUAAUUAACCACAAAAGAAAAUAAUUGUUUGUGAAAUAAUGUCACACAGACAACGUAUGUUCCAGAGUGUUGAAAGAUAAAGCAUGUUAAAAACAAUGAAACUCAAUAUGAAUCCAGUAAUUGAUCUUAAAGUGAUAGACAUUAAUUUUCAUCAGUUUCAAUAUGUAAUGAAGAGAUGACAUAGUAUUGCAAUAACCAAUUUUACUGCCAGAUUGAACUGCAUGUUACUCAAUCCUAGUACUUGAUUUCAAGAUAUGAAUGGUUCUAAUGUAUAAAUGCAUCCAGGAGUUUGUACUUGGCACAGAUUAUUCUUUUAUUGCUGGAUCAGCUGUUACUUCUAAUGAGGUGGUGAUGGUGGCAAGCCAGUGCCAUGGAUUGCUACUGACCUUCUGUUGAAGAUGCACUCACGUGUAAAGUAUUACAGGAUUUCAGCCCAGUAAUGAAAGGAGUAACAAUAUAAUCCUGUGUCUCAAUCUUGGAGGAUACUGCAUGUGAUGGUGCCAAUAUUUACUCUAUGGUGCUUCUUAAAUUCCUGAAAAUCUAAUGUAGGGACUUCCCACCAAAAAAACUACAAUACCAUUGCAUUGACAUUAUCUCGUUACUUAUCUUCAAUCUUGAGCUACAUAUGUGCAGUUUUGUUUUCAAUUUGAUCCUAAAGCCAAAAUAGUCUCUCACAGCAAACAUUGACUUUCAGUGCUGUAGCACCACCAUGGCUGUUUCCCAUUGACCUGCAUCACUCUGUACCCCUGCACACAAAUCACCCCACCAUUGGGUUACAACAAUUUGGGUAAUGGAGAUACACCCUCAUGGAAUUCACAAAUUACUAAAUUAUCUGAGAUAUGAAAUAGAAAUUCACCGUUAUGGAAUUCAUGUGAGGGGAAACAUAAACACAAAUUGUGUACUUGUAACCUCCCAGCUAUUGUCUAAAUAUCACAGCUACCAGUUCACCCAGAGAGCCAUUUAGGAGACUUGAUUCAGAAACUGACAAAGCAAUCUCUUCUAUUGAUUAAAACAACCCUUUUUCUUCUGCUUGCAUUUGAUUUGGUUUCACAGUGAACUGUUCAAACUGCUUAGCUUGAAUACUGGAUAAGGUUGCAUCUUUUUAGCUUUCAUGAAAAGAUAGAUUGAAGACUUUGAGAAUUGUGAGGAAUAUUGAUUUCAAUUGUGGAGGAAAUUUUAAAGGGCUUUUGGUAAUUGCUUGCAAGUGGAGAUGUAAACCGUAAUUAGUGUUUUAAACUAGUAUCAGUCAAUUGUCUGCAAUUUUUGUCUCAACAAAUCUGAUAUUAAGAACUGUUGUGUUUUGAUUUGUGUAUCUAGAUUAAAUCUUGUGUUUAAAUAACAUCAUUCCAGUCAGCUUGUUAUAAACAUCUGAUCAGAAAUUUGGAUCUUUCUCUUAUUCUUGGUUUCAAUUAUCUCCCACAUUUUCUCUUAGAUCUUGCCAAGGGAGUGGGAUGUAUUUUGC